AUGGCCAAACCUUUCAACCAGGCCAUCUCAAUCUCGAAGGUACCACUCGACGCCUCUGCUGCGCCCGCCGACCAUGCUCUCCAGCUACUAACGUACAACCAGAAAUACACACAAGGCUCCACCGGCAUCUGGGAAACCAUCCGUCGCGUAUUUUCGGUUGAUCCCAACCGCAGCAACGGCAUUCCGAUCAAGCACUUUCGCAAUCCGACUCCUGGAGCCCUAGAUCCCAAAGACUACGACGACCCAGUCACCAUCCCUGCUGCCGAUAUCGCUGACAACCCCUACUGGAAGCGUGAUGUGCGCCGGGCGUAUCCGGUGUCAUCGUAUAUAACUCAAGGAGAUGCGGUGGGGCUGUUGAGUAUGGGCAGUGCGGCUGCACCGAGCCCAAAACUGUUGGCUGGAGAGGAGGGUGCGAAACAAUUGGUGGCGGUGAAGGAGGAGGGCGGCAAGGGUCUGGCGGUGUUCUUCGAGGGUGAGAAGGGACUGGGUGCUCAGGUUCUCGGAGAAGGAGGGAUGCCCCCAAUGCCGGUUCAGUCGCGGGCCAAGGGCACAGUGGGUGCCGAGAAGUACGAACUCGCUGAAAGUCAGACUUAUAACAACCAGUAUCCCUGUCGGACUUUUGUCUGA
Molecule: messenger RNA, 627 nt
Organism: Cyphellophora europaea CBS 101466
Lineage: Eukaryota; Fungi; Ascomycota; Eurotiomycetes; Chaetothyriales; Cyphellophoraceae
Exons: 1
Coding region: 1-627 (208 amino acids)
Source: RefSeq, a predicted model, not a curated record